GACACUUCCGGGCGCCUCACUCGAAGGCUGCUGAUAGCCGCUAGCUCUGUGUUACGUCACCUAUUGGGAUAACACUACUCGCAACCAUAGCUCACAACAUUACGGCUACAUUUCUCCGUGUUGGUCACCAAAGGGCAGUGAACCAGCAUGUUUGGAGCGGUGGUUGUUGGCAUUGGCACAGCCGGUUGGGUGAGGAUCAGAGACAUGUUAGCUCCUCUGCCUGGCAGUCCUGCAGAGAAACUGAAUGUCAGAGCUUUCAUAUCCAGGAGAAAGCUGGACUCUCAGCAGGGAGUGAGUCAGGUGACCGCUGAAGAGGCUGUGAGCAGAGAGGACAUCCAGGUGGCGUUCAUCUGCACUGAGAAUGUGUUGCAUGAGGAAAACGUCAGAACUUUUCUGCAGGCAGGAAAACACGUGUGUGUGGAAUAUCCCAUGACCAUGAACUACAAAGCUGCUCUGGAGCUCUGGAACCUGGCCCAGGAAAAAGGAGUUAUUCUCCAUGAGGAACACAUUGAGCUGCUGACCGAAGACUUCAAAGAACUGAAGAGAGAGGUGGAGGGAAAGCUCCUGCAGGAAGGAACGCUUCAUUUUACCGGUGGAGCUCUGAAGCCUGGAUUUGGUUUCCCAGCAUUUAGUGGCAUUGCUCGCCUUACGUGGUUGGUUGAGUUGUUCGGUGAGCUGUCGGUAACUGCAGCAACUAUGGAGGAAGACUCUGGCAACAACUACAGCAAGAUGACUGCAAAGCUGUUAACGUCUGACGACAGACCUCUGAUGUGGAUUGAAGAGCGGGGGCCGGGCCUCCCUUGGGCCAAGAACAUCAACUUUCAAUUUGACUCGUGUACUCUGACCGAGGUUCCUCCUGCACCCAGAGGGGCAGUAGGCCUCUUCAUGCAAGACCUGAUCCACUUCUCUGCCAAGCUGGCAGGCCAAGUGAGUCCCGGGGAGCUCCACAGAGAGAAGAUCAGGAUCCUACACUGCCUGAGAUUAGCCGAGAAUAUACAACAAUUGUGCAAAAGAUAAAUGGGGACUCUCCUAUUUAUGAUCAUGCUAAAUCGUGUUAUUACAAUACGAUUUCUUUAAUUUAAUCACCAUACCCUUAAAUCUAAGUAUUACUUAGUUGUGUUAUUUAAUCAAAACUCAUGUACAAUAUUUAAGUUAUGUACAGUUUAUUUAUUUUACCAGUAGAUGUCAGUGUUGACUUUUGAAUGAAACUUGAAUACAAACAUGGUAAAUAAUCUUGUGCUGAAGCAUUCUACGAUGAAUCAACACCUGGAAAUUGUGUUCAAUGACAAACCAAUGGUACCAAAGCAAUACUUUGAGGAGAAUGAAUGUAAGAGACAAGAUGGUUAGCUGUUGAACAUAUCUAUUUUGAAAUGUAUUGUGGUCCCUGGAGACUUGCACAUUAAGAUUUUUAAAUCAGGGUGGGGAAUCAAAUUCCAUUUACACAUGCUACUUAUUGAAAUUUCUUCUGCAUGACCUUAAUAAAGCCUUUACAUUUGCAGUCAAAAGAAAAAAGAAACCAGCCAAAAGUAUGUUGAACACUUAAAACACUAAGUAUGUGUACAAGGGACUGUGUGUAUUGUCUCUCAGCAAGCUGUACAUUGAUAAACUGUAUAUUUAUCUGUCAGGCGCUGGCAUCACUGUGGAAUCAAUAAAGUACUUAUUGUAACUGUAA
Molecule: messenger RNA, 1672 nt
Organism: Trematomus bernacchii (emerald rockcod)
Lineage: Eukaryota; Metazoa; Chordata; Actinopteri; Perciformes; Nototheniidae
Product: biliverdin reductase A-like
Exons: 1
Coding region: 148-1017 (289 amino acids)
Biological process (GO): heme catabolic process
Molecular function (GO): nucleotide binding; zinc ion binding; biliverdin reductase [NAD(P)H] activity
Source: RefSeq, a predicted model, not a curated record